UUGUUUGUUAGCCAACAUUAGCCUGCUACCAGCAAUGACACAUAAAGGAGGGGCGAGCAGUUGAGCAGUUUUUUUGCAAAAAUAUUUAAUUGGAAACGCGUUAACAUAUCUGUUAAAGUGAUUUUAGACGAUCUCAAGUAAAUAAGCAGCGGAUGGCCCUCAUGGUAAUUGUUGUUGGACCUGCUAUUGCAAGAGGGACACUAAACUGAACUUAUGAGUAAUGAACUCAAAUCCUUUCUGGAGUAUGUCUACCAGCACAAGUCGUAAGAGAUCUGACGAGGAGCAGAGUGGGCACGGGGAGCAGAGAGCCAGCCCAGCCCGGCUUCCCUUUGGCAAAAAGCAGCUUCCACCCAUUCCUAAGAAUGCAGCCCCCAUUACUAAACCUGCAUCAAUGGGCACUCCAGCUCAGUCAGCUAAUGGCACACACGCCUCUUAUGGUCCUUUUUACUUGGAGUACUCACUGUUGGCUGAGUUCACACUAGUGAUUAAGCAGAAACUCCCUGGAAUUUAUGUCCAGCCAUCCUACAAGUCAGCAUUAAUGUGGUUUGGAGUCAUAUUCAUCAGGCAUGGCUUGUACCAGGAUGGUGUCUUUAAAUUCACUGUGUAUAUCCCAGACAACUAUCCUGAUGGAGAGUGCCCGAAAUUGGUUUUUGACAACCCAGUCUUCCAUCCGCUUGUUGACCCCGUGUCUGGAGAACUUGAUGUCAGAAGAGCUUUCACCAAAUGGAGACGAAAUCACAACCACAUCUGGCAAGUCCUGAUGUACGCGCGCACCGUUUUUUACAAGAUAAACACCACGGAGCCACUCAACCCAGAGGCCGCUGUGCUGUAUGAGAAAGACGUGCAGUUGUUCAAAAGCAAAGUGGUGGAUAGUGUGAAACUAUGCAACAGUCACCUUUUUGACCAGCCCAAGAUAGAUGAUCCCUAUGCGAUAAGCUUUUCUCCGUGGAACCCAGCAGUACACGAAGAAGCAAAAGAGAGGAUGUUUACAUACAAACGACGGCCUGAGGAACACCACAAGGGAACGCAGGUGUCCGGGUUAUCUUGGGUGAAGCCUGGCUCGACUCAACCCUUUAGCAAAGAGGACAAUCCUCCCCAAAGCUGAACCUGCUCUUUUUCUGCAGUGGCCACUAGAGGGAAACAUAAGGAUUGAAUGACACAACACUGGCUUGCCUCAGCCACUUAAGUGAAGUGGUUCCCUAAAACAGUUGGAGGGGGGACCUCCUUUUUUAUUACACUUUAUCACUCAGCUUUAAAAGCUUUUUAGGAGUCUUCUGACAGGUUUAGACAAUGGAAAGCUAGUUUGUAUCGUAUGUAAAUCGACAAGGACAAAUGGAUUUCUCAGCUACUUCAUUUAGACUUCAAUGCAAUCGGAGUGUAUUCUCAUUUUAAUUUCCGGGUUUCCAUUUUCAUUUAUUUAGAUGAUACUGUUAAGUCCCAAAAGGAUGUAAAAUGUACAAGCGGAGAACUCGGCCUUCAUUCAGCAGGUACAGUGGACUGCAUGAUCAAUAUCACUUGUUGAAAUUGAUUUAGGUCGGUUUAUGUCAGACUAGGAAUGUUUUCAGUUACAGCUGUGUGAAUGAAACAUCACCAAACCCGCCCUCUCUGAAUACCCACUUAAGUUAACAUGUUUUAUAUUUCUUACUGGAGAAUGAUUUAUCUCUACUGUGUAAACUAUUUGACAAAGUUCCUUUUAAAUAAGAUGAUAUAUAAGUAAACUUAUAUUUUAUUUUGAUUUUAAAUAAUUUUGGAUGCUUUAUGUACUUUUUUUUUUAGUGGUUAAUAAAGGUGUGUAAAUAAUGCCGUGCUAAGGUUUGACUGUAAGUGAUGCAUCUCCAUUGAUGCUUGGAAUUUUUUUUUUUUUUUUUGCUAUCUGAAUGUCUUUUUUUUUUCUCUCUCUCUUUAUAUCCCCCCUUCCCUUGUCAGUUCUGCUCCCAAGUCAGAGGUUACUCUAGGAUUUCUACCCUGAACCUUGGGGAAAAUGUAUUUUCAUACAGGUUGUUAUUCACUGCUACCUAAGCAGCACAAAAAGAUGGUAAUAGAAUUUAUUUAAGAUAAUAGUUUUAAGGUUUUAUUCAAAUGUCGGUGAGCAUUCAAUUUCUUCAUCUGAAGAGGAGAUUUGGUUUGAUUGUCAACUGGCUCAAUCACUUCCAAUAUGCAACUUUUGACUGCGCAAAUUUUUGUGGGAGUCUCAUGAGGAUUAACCACGUUAGAAUAGCGUAGAUGGUGCUGAAACCUGAUAGAUCUACUUAUAGCUGCUGUGAAAGGUUUACACCAUCUGGGCUGUCGGCAUCUAAAAAUGUGUAAUACUUUUUUGGAUGGAACCAUCUCUUUACUUCAUAGAUGAUGUGACAAUGAAAUGCUUUACUUGGAAACCAAUAAAAUGAUUGUAAAAA
Molecule: messenger RNA, 2396 nt
Organism: Melanotaenia boesemani (Boeseman's rainbowfish)
Lineage: Eukaryota; Metazoa; Chordata; Actinopteri; Atheriniformes; Melanotaeniidae
Gene: aktip
Product: akt interacting protein
Exons: 10
Coding region: 221-1105 (294 amino acids)
Source: RefSeq, a predicted model, not a curated record